UCGAGCGCGGAGAGGCGCUGCUGCAGUUAACUCCUCCCUGCCCGCCGCGCCGACCCUCCCCCAGAUUCCCCGCUCAGCCAGCAUGAAGCGAGCCCACCCUGAGUACAGCUCCUCGGAUAGCGAGCUGGACGAGACCAUCGAGGUGGAAAAGGAGAGUGCGGAUGAGAAUGGGAACUUGAGUUCAGCUUUAGGGUCCAUGUCCCCAACUACAUCUUCACAGAUCUUGGCCAGGAAAAGACGGAGAGGCAUUAUUGAGAAGCGCCGACGAGACCGGAUCAAUAACAGUUUGUCUGAGCUGAGGAGGCUAGUACCCAGUGCUUUUGAGAAGCAGGGGUCUGCCAAGCUAGAAAAAGCCGAGAUCCUGCAGAUGACGGUAGAUCACCUGAAAAUGCUACACACUGCAGGAGGGAAAGGCUAUUUUGACGCGCACGCCCUUGCUAUGGACUAUCGGAGUUUGGGGUUUCGGGAAUGCCUGGCCGAAGUCGCCCGUUACCUGAGCAUCAUUGAAGGACUGGAUGCCUCGGACCCUCUUCGAGUUCGCCUGGUCUCACAUCUGAACAACUAUGCCUCCCAGCGGGAAGCGGCGAGCGGCGCCCACGCAGGCCUUGGACACAUUCCCUGGGGGAGCGCCUUCGGACAUCACCCGCACGUCGCGCACCCCCUGCUGCUGCCCCAGAGCACCCACGGGAACACUGGCACCUCGGCCUCACCCACGGAAUCCCACCACCAGGGCAGGUUGGCCACAGCACAUCCGGAGGCGUCCGCUUUGCGAGCGCCCCCUAGCGGCGGCCUUGGACCGGUGCUCCCGAUGGUCACCUCCGCCUCCAAACUCUCUCCACCCCUGCUCUCCUCCGUGGCCUCCCUGUCGGCCUUCCCCUUCUCUUUCGGCUCCUUUCACUUACUGUCUCCCAAUGCACUGAGCCCUUCGGCACCCACGCAGGCAGCAAACCUUGGCAAACCCUAUAGACCUUGGGGGACGGAGAUCGGAGCUUUUUAAUGAACUGAUGCUGUAGAAUGAGGGAGGGGAAAGCUUAAAUUCCCAGCUGAGCUGGGCUGUUGCCAACAUCACCUUAAAGUCAUCGGUAAAAUAAGAAGGAAAAAGGUACACUUUCAGAUAAACUUUGUUGAAAGACGAAAGGUUUGUUGGUUUACUUUUUUUUUUUAAUGUUUUUUUAAUCAUGUCAUGUAUUAGCAGUUUAAAAACUAGUUGUUAAAUUUUGUUCCAAACAUUAAAUUGAAAUAGUGAGUAUAAACCCACAAAUUGGUGAUAGGUUUGUACUGUGCCUAAUUUACUUUGUUAACCUGUCUAAGAGAGAUCCCGUUUUUGUCCCAAAGUUUUGGGGAUUUUAACAUUUAGUAUUUUGGGUCUGUUCUUCUUGUAUAGUUACAGUCUCUUUUUAGAAUUAAUUUUCCAAACCACUGUGCUCAAUGUUAACAUGAUGCUAUUUUGUUAAUAUUUUGACAAGUAAGGUAUUGUAUAAAUGAUAGUCUUUGGGGGUGGGCUGUAUUGAAUUUUAUAUUUCUGAGUGAAGCGUUGACAAAUCAGAUGAUCAGCUUUAUCCAAGAAAGACUAGCUAAUUUUCUGCCUCCUACAGCAGUGAGGUGAAUGUACACACCAUUAGGGGCCCUGAAUCUGAAUGACCAGUCACUGUCGUCUGCCAGGAUUCACAGUUCUGGCUUGGCUAGGAGAGGUCUGGGUUUGGAGUUGGUAGGGAAGGGACGGACGGCAGUUGCAUAGAAUAUGUCUGCAUUUAUCAGUCUCAAGCAAUGCAAUGAAUUUUUAAUUUCACAGAUCUCAAGUUCACAGAUGUUAACAUGGAUAAGUGAUCAUGGUGUGCAAGUGGUCAAUGGAAUAGUCCAGUGGAACCUGUUAAAUUCAUAACCUAAUUCUUCCCGGA
Molecule: messenger RNA, 1898 nt
Organism: Budorcas taxicolor (takin)
Lineage: Eukaryota; Metazoa; Chordata; Mammalia; Artiodactyla; Bovidae
Gene: HEY1
Product: hes related family bHLH transcription factor with YRPW motif 1
Exons: 5
Coding region: 83-997 (304 amino acids)
Biological process (GO): circulatory system development; Notch signaling pathway; regulation of transcription by RNA polymerase II
Cellular component (GO): nucleus
Molecular function (GO): protein dimerization activity; RNA polymerase II cis-regulatory region sequence-specific DNA binding; DNA-binding transcription factor activity, RNA polymerase II-specific
Source: RefSeq, a predicted model, not a curated record